AAGAAUUGGCUAACACCAAAAAAACCAUGAAUUUUCUACCCGACGAUUUAGAAAAAUACGAGGAAAAAAGUAAAUUUUUUAACCCUUAUGUAGUUAGGUAUCAGGCAUUAAGCACCAAGAUUAGUUUAGUGGAUUUGUUAAAAAUCCUACUUCACAUUGGAAAAUCCCGCGGUUAUAGAAAGUUUUAUUUGGAUGACAGUUCCGAAGAAAAAGAGGUUAAGGAGACCCAAACGGCGGUUCGGGAAGCCGAAAAGUUAUUUCAAGAAAAAAAAUACGAAACUGUGGCCGAAAUGGUAAUUAAGGAGGAAAAAUUUCGUCAUUCACAUGAAAAGAGCAAAAACUUGCUCUCA
Messenger RNA from Racocetra persica, 350 nucleotides. Lineage: Eukaryota; Fungi; Glomeromycota; Glomeromycetes; Diversisporales; Gigasporaceae. The record is from the annotation of a GenBank genome assembly.